Fulvia fulva is the source of this 4725-nucleotide messenger RNA. Its product is annotated as Phospholipid-transporting ATPase DNF1. Gene Ontology annotation, cellular component: plasma membrane. Gene Ontology annotation, biological process: phospholipid translocation. Lineage: Eukaryota; Fungi; Ascomycota; Dothideomycetes; Mycosphaerellales; Mycosphaerellaceae. Gene Ontology annotation, molecular function: magnesium ion binding; ATPase-coupled intramembrane lipid carrier activity; ATP binding. The transcript is spliced from 3 exons. The record is from RefSeq and is a predicted model, not a curated record. The coding region runs from base 1 to 4725 and encodes 1574 amino acids.
AUGGCCACCGUGAGCUUUGGGGCCCAACAGCCGCGCCCUGAGGAGGCAGUGGAGGCAGGCAAUGGCGCAGAACGGACACAACCACUUAAUCGUAUGCGAUGGGCGACGGUGCGCCAGUCUGGCAAGAAGGGUGUGCAGAAACGAAAGUCCAUAUUCAAUCGCCAGGUGGCACGAUUAAGUGGCGUAUCCAAUAAACGGCAGUCAGCUGGCUCCAACAUCAGCGAUCUCAAGGCCGAUGACAUUGCGAACGACAAAGCCGCCCAAGGUCAGACGCAUAGAACGAUAUACGUCAAUCAGCAGCUACCGGACUCUGCGCGAGAUGAGGAAGGGAGGCCGUUGCAGAACUUCAAGCGAAACAAAGUCCGGACGGCAAAGUACACGCCCAUCAGUUUCAUACCGAAGAACCUGUGGUUCCAGCUACACAACAUCGCGAACGUGUACUUUAUCUUCAUCGUCAUCCUGGGUAUCUUCUCCAUCUUUGGCGUGCAGAAUCCCGGUCUCUCCGCCGUGCCCAUCAUCGUUAUUUUGACCAUCACGGCUAUAAAGGAUGCAAUAGAAGAUUGGCGUAGGACGGUCCUGGAUAACGAGCUGAACAAUGCGCCGGUACAUCGGUUGGUCGGCUGGGAGAAUGUCAACGUGUCCGACGAGAAAGUCGGCAUUUGGCGUCAGUUCAAAAAGGCAAACACCCGCGCGAUCCUCUUGGUUUGGAAAUGGUGGAAGGCCAAACAGGAAGAGAAGGCCGCGAAGAAGGGCAAAGGCCCCAGUGCGAGAGAUGCGAAUUUGGAUGCGAAACUGGAAGAGCAGAAUCGACGCGCGAGCAUGGUCACAGCCCGUUUGGACGCAGAGGACUAUCCACAUGAGAAUGAUGAGGGCGAUGUUGAGAUGACACCUGUUCCGUCUCCCACGCCAGGACAACGGCCACAACAUGGUGGUGAUGACAUGCGGGAUCCUGGCCUGCAACGAGACCAUUUGACGGUUCCCAAAGAAGAUGGUAAAGUCGAGCAGAUUCCUGUCCCCAAGAAAUUCUAUGGAAGCUUGAUCAAUCCCAACAGGGAACAGCUUGACAAAGCACGAUUCAAGCGGGACUACUGGAAGAACGUGCGAGUUGGCGACUUUGUGCGACUCUACAACGACGAGGAAGUGCCCGCGGACAUUGUGGUACUUUCGACAAGUGAUGCAGACGGUGCUUGCUACAUCGAGACGAAGAACCUGGACGGCGAGACGAAUUUGAAAGUUCGGACGGCAUUGUACUCGGGAAGGCAGAUCAAAAGGGCGCGAGAUUGCGAGCAAGCCGACUUCAUCCUGGAAAGUGAGCCACCUCACGCUAAUCUCUACGCAUACUCCGGAGUGGUGCGCUGGAACCAGUACGAUCGAAAACAACCUUCUGCGGAAACAAAGGAGAUGGCUGAACCUGUGGGUAUCAACAACCUGCUACUUCGUGGGUGUACAGUUCGCAACACCGAGUGGGUGCUCGGAGUGGUCGCCUUUACUGGAGAGGACACAAAGAUCAUGCUCAACUCGGGUAUCACGCCUUCGAAACGGCCCAAGAUCAUGCGUGAUCUGAACUGGAAUGUGCUCUACAACUUUAUCAUCCUGUUUGUCAUGUGUCUGGUUGCCGCAAUCGUGGAAGGCGUGACCUGGGGCCAAGGAGACAAUUCUCUCGACUUCUUCGAAUUUGGCAGCUAUGGCGGAACACCCGGCUUGAACGGUUUCAUCACAUUCUGGGCAGCCAUCAUUCUGUUCCAGAACUUGGUGCCCAUCUCGCUGUACAUCUCUCUGGAAAUCGUGCGCAGUGUGCAGGCCUUCUUCAUCUUCUCGGAUACGUACAUGUACUACGAGAAGAUUGACUACCCGUGCACGCCAAAAUCCUGGAACAUCUCGGACGACCUUGGGCAGAUCGAGUAUGUCUUUUCCGACAAGACCGGCACGCUUACGCAGAACGUCAUGGAGUUCAAGAAGUGUACAGUUAACGGCCAGCCAUAUGGUGAAGCUUACACUGAGGCUUUGGCUGGCAUGCAGAAGCGUAUGGGAAUCAACGUCGAAGAGGAAGGUGCUCGGGCAAAGGCGCAGAUCGCCCAAGACCGUGUCAGUAUGCUGCAAAGGAUCCGCAAGAUGCACAACAACCCUUACUUGCGGGACGAGGACCUCACGUUCGUUGCACCAAGCUACAUCGCAGACCUCGACGGCGACAGUGGUCCCGUACAGAAGGCUGCGACGGAACAGUUCAUGCUCGCUUUGGCUCUCUGCCACAGUGUUAUUACGGAAAGGACUCCAGGUGACCCGCCUAGGAUCGAGUUCAAGGCACAAAGUCCCGACGAAGCUGCGCUCGUAGCGACCGCGAGGGAUGUCGGCUUCACUGUCAUUGGACGUUCGAAUGAUGGCAUCAUCGUCAACUAUCUGGGCGAGGAGCGAGAGUACACCGUACUCAACACUCUCGAGUUCAACUCCACCAGGAAACGAAUGAGUUCGAUCUUGCGCAUGCCCAAUGGCAAGAUUAUGCUUUUCUGCAAGGGUGCUGAUAGUAUCAUCUACUCGCGUCUGAAGAAGGGAGAACAAGCUCAACUUCGUGCCUCUACGGCCGAACAUCUUGAAAUGUUUGCUCGAGAAGGUCUGCGAACGCUGUGCAUUGCGCAGCGUGAGCUCGAUGAAGAAGAGUACCAAAGAUGGAACGUUGACCACGAAUUCGCGGCAGCUUCCGUCCAAGAUCGAGAGGACAAGCUUGAAGAGUGCGCUGACCGCAUUGAGCGUGAGCUUACACUGCUCGGAGGCACUGCCAUCGAAGACAAACUUCAGGAUGGCGUACCUGACGCAAUCGCCCUGCUUGCCCAAGCCGGAAUCAAGCUUUGGGUAUUGACGGGUGACAAGGUUGAGACUGCCAUCAACAUUGGCUUCUCUUGCAACUUGCUUGACAACGACAUGGAUCUGAUGUUGCUCAAGGUUGACGAAGACAACAUCGAGCAAGCUGAAGCAGAGCUGGACAAGCACCUGGCCACGUUUGGGAAAACUGGAUCUGACGAAGAACUCAAGGCAGCCAAGAAGAACCACGAACCUCCCGCGCCAACACAUGCGCUUGUCAUCGAUGGUGACACCCUUAAGGUUGUGCUCGACGACAGGCUGCGGCAGAAGUUCUUGCUGCUCUGCAAAGAGUGCAGGUCUGUGCUUUGCUGUCGUGUCAGUCCUUCGCAGAAAGCUGCUGUCGUCGGCCUCGUCAAACAUACUCUCGACGUCAUGACGUUGUCCAUUGGUGACGGUGCCAACGAUGUUGCUAUGAUACAGGAGGCUGACGUUGGUGUCGGUAUUGCUGGUGAAGAAGGUCGCCAAGCCGUUAUGAGUAGUGAUUAUGCCAUUGGCCAGUUCCGCUUCCUGACAAGACUGCUCCUGGUGCACGGACGAUGGGAUUACCGACGCAUGGGCGAGUGUGUGGCCAACUUCUUCUACAAGAACAUCAUCUGGGUAUUCGCGCUCUUCUGGUACCAGAUCUACGCCAACUUCGAUUGUUCCUACGCUUUCGACUACACGUACAUUCUGCUGUUCAACCUGGCGUUCACAUCGCUGCCAAUCAUCUUUCAAGGUAUCCUGGAUCAAGACGUCGACGACAAGGUCUCUUUGGCUGUUCCACAGCUGUAUCGCCGCGGCAUUGAGCAGAAAGAGUGGACACAGACCAAGUUCUGGAUCUACAUGUUCGACGGACUGUACCAAUCGGUCAUCGCCUUCUACUUCACCUACCUGCAGUUCAUGCCGGCCAAUUUUGAGACCGAGGAUGGCCGCAACGUCAACGACUACAAACGUCUUGGAGUGUACAUUGUCAACCCAAUUGUGGUGGUGGUGAACGUUUAUAUCCUGAUCAACACUUACCGCUGGGAUUGGUUCAUGCUGCUGAUCACAGGCAUCUCGAUACUGCUCAUCUGGUUCUGGACUGGUGUGUACACCUCUUUCACGGCCGGCUUCACAUUCUACGGAGCCGCAUCGCAGGUCUACGGAGCUUUGACUUUCUGGGCAAUCGGACUACUCACUGUGGUGAUGUGCCUCCUCCCUCGUUUCGGAGCAAAAGCGUUCCAGAAGAUGUACAUGCCCUACGACAUCGACGUCAUCCGCGAGCAAGUUCGCCGGGGCAAGUUUGAUUAUCUCAAAGAUGUCGACCCUACCGCCGUCUCUACGCCAGCACCCGAUAAGCUCGCCGAGUCAAGCUCAAGUUCCGAGAUGUCCAACGGCAAACCCAAAGACGACAGGGGCCAUAGAAGGUACACGCCACCGCGACAAACGUUUGAAGACGAUCAACGACCAAUCUAUCCCCCGAGCAUCGCCGCCACAGCGACUACGAAUAACCCUCGGAGUAAUAAUGGCAGCGAUGGUACAGACUACACCGGCCACCGCUCGAGCCUCGAUCGCCAGUUCCCUAUGGUGUCGAGCAAUAAUGCAAACCCGACCAUAACCCGUCAAGACGGCGGCGACCCAUUCGGCUUCGACCGACCACAGCAAGGGUCUCACUUUGCAAGGCCUAGCGUUGACCGACCUCGACCAAGCUUCGAUCGACUACGGAGCAGUAUGGACCGGACACGGCCUUCUUUCGAGGCUAGUAAUGACUUCACAAGCGCAGCCUACCUAUCGCGGGUGGAAAGCAGUCAAAGCCAGGGCAAAGGGGAUACACCCACGACACCCGGAGCAGGGACGGGUCUGAGACAAGACAUAAGUCAAGAUCUCAGAGGUCCUGGAUCGGGAAGGUGA